UUUAGACGGAAUGACUUUUAUUGAAAUUAAUGUAUGACGGUUAAUUUGUUUACUUGUGUUUUUCAUUUGUCGUUAAAAAUUCUGAGAUACAAAUAGGAAUUUCUCACAAUGCCCAGUGAAAUGAUAACGCUUCAACUUGGCCAAUGCGGCAAUCAAAUCGGUUUCGAGUUCUGGAAGCAACUUUGUAUAGAACACGGUAUAUCUCCGGAAGGGAUAUUGGAAGAGUUUGCAUCGGCUGGAUCUGAUCGUAAGGAUGUAUUUUUCUACCAAGCUGACGAUGACCACUACAUACCCAGAGCAGUACUUUUGGAUUUGGAACCUCGUGUUAUCCAUACUAUAAUGAAUUCACCUUAUGCUAAGUUAUAUAAUCCAGAAAAUGUAUACCUUUCAAAGCAUGGUGGAGGAGCAGGUAACAACUGGGCAUCUGGAUACGCUCAGGGAGAAAAACUGAAUGAAGAAGUAUUUGACAUUAUUAACAGAGAAGCAGAUGGUAGUGACAAUUUAGAGGGCUUUGUAUUAUGCCACUCAAUAGCAGGAGGCACCGGCUCUGGAAUGGGGUCAAAUAUAUUGGAGCAUUUGUCCGACAGGUUUCCCAAGAAACUGGUUCAAACAUACAGUGUUUUCCCUAACUUGGAUGAAAUAAGUGAUGUAGUGGUACAGCCGUACAACUCAUUGCUUACCCUCAAGCGGCUCACAGAGAGUGCAGACUGUGUGAUGGUGUUGGACAACACAGCACUUAACCGUAUUGCCAGUGACCGACUGCAUAUACAGAAUCCGUCUUUUGCGCAAAUAAACACUCUUGUAUCUACUAUUAUGAGUGCCAGUACAGCCACUUUAAGGUAUCCAUCAUACAUGAACAAUGAUCUGAUAAGUUUGGUAGCGCCUCUCAUUCCGACGCCGAGACUGCACUUCCUUAUGACGGGGUACACUCCAUUGACUGCAGACCAUGAAUUGAACACUGCGCCCAAAAUACGCAAGACCACAGUCCUGGAUGUGAUGCAGCGCCUCCUCCAGCCCAAGAAUAUGAUGGUGUCUCUCAGUCCCGAUCGCGCUAACCAACACUGCUAUAUCUCUAUUCUAAAUAUCAUUCAGGGUGAAGUGGACCCGUCGCAAGUGCACAAGUCGCUGCAGCGCAUCCGCGAGCGCAAGCUGGCGUCGUUCAUCCCGUGGGGCCCCGCCUCCAUACAGGUGGCGCUCUCGCGCCGCUCGCCCUACGUUACCUCCUCGCACAAGGUUUCCGGCCUACUGCUGGCCAACCACACCAAUAUAUCCUCCCUGUUCGACCGGUGCCUGCAGCAGUUCGACAAGCUGCGCAAGCGCGAGGCGUUCAUCGACGUGUUCCGCAAGGAGCCGAUGUUCAAGGACUCGCUGGAGGAGUUCGACGAGUCGCGCGCGGUGGUCGACGAGCUUGUGCGAGAGUACCAGGCGGCCGCCACGCCGGACUACGUGCACUGGAACCCGGAGAGCAGUCAGAUAUAAUAUUGACUUCUGAAGUCAAGGACACAAAGCUUCCGUGAAGGCAUUCCAAAGGAGACUGAUGCCGAAGUAUUCUCAAUUGUGAAAGAAGUGCCAUUGUGUUGUUUUAUUAUUCUCGAAUUUGUUAACCCCACUCUCGCCUGUAGUUGUAAAUAAUAAGUAUUGCCAUUAGUUGCGUUAUUCACUAACAUGACACUUAGUUUCUAAUUCAAGCAUAUCAUUUUAUUAAGAAUUAGGUUAACCUUUAUAACAAGUAAUGAAUAAUUGGAUAACUCAAUAUCAAAGAUAUGAACAUUUUUACUGCACAGAACUGCCUCAAGGGAGUAUUUACAAUUUCGAUCAAAAUAAAAACCCAAAUAUUUUACCAAGUAUUUAUUUUUUAAGUCUUCAUAAGUCUAAAUCUCAUUCCUUUCACUUCCUGUGCCAAGUGAUAGCAUCCCAUCCUGUUAUAUAACACACUAGUGAUGCACUUUGUUUCCAAAUUCUAUGCUGUGAUAUUGUAAAUUUCGAAACAAAAAGCUAGGUGCGAAAUUAUUAGCCACCUGAAUCUAUUAAAAAUAAACUUGGUACAAUUUAGGAGUAGUAUUACAAUUUUUUAGGCUUUAGUACCUCUUCUCGCAGCAUUUGGGUUUAAAUUACUGUAUGAAAAAUUGUUACAAUUAUUUGCUUCACAGCAGAUCUAAAAACCAUUUCUCCAUUGUCAAUAUCACAACUUUCUCACUGUUGUUGCACUAAAUAUUUGAAGCAUUCUGUAGAACAUGGUACAACAUCUAAGCUAUGAAGUUCACAAUCCAUGUUUUACUAGUCUACAAUAUUUUCCCCAUUUAUAUACAAUGAAAUAUGGAUAUACAUUGUUAAACUACAAAAACCGUUAUUGGCAAACAUAACAUUAUAGUGGUGUAUAAGAACCUUUAUAGGAAAAUUAUAUCAGUAGCAUCAAAAGGUAGAGCAAUAUUCAAUGCUGUAACAUGAAUCUUCAGAUAUAAAACCAUUGUUAUUUCUAAUUUUUUUUUUGUAAGGGCAUAAAUAUGCUAAUACUAGUUUAUAUAUUAUGCAGGAGGAACAAAGUAUUUGCAGCACAACAAUCACUCAUUCACUCAUGCAAUGUUUAAACCUAAUUUUUAUACAUAAAUAUAACAGUUGUUCUUAUA
Zerene cesonia (dogface butterfly) is the source of this 2627-nucleotide messenger RNA. It is a transcript of the gene gammaTub37C, whose product is annotated as tubulin gamma-2 chain-like. NCBI's taxonomy places the organism in Eukaryota, Metazoa, Arthropoda, Insecta, Lepidoptera, Pieridae. The record is from RefSeq and is a predicted model, not a curated record. Gene Ontology annotation, molecular function: structural constituent of cytoskeleton; GTP binding. The transcript has 10 exons. Gene Ontology annotation, biological process: mitotic spindle organization; meiotic spindle organization; microtubule nucleation. Gene Ontology annotation, cellular component: nucleus; microtubule; cytoplasm. Bases 109 to 1479 code for a protein of 456 amino acids.